Helicoverpa zea (corn earworm) is the source of this 2213-nucleotide messenger RNA. RefSeq lists its product as uncharacterized. NCBI's taxonomy places the organism in Eukaryota, Metazoa, Arthropoda, Insecta, Lepidoptera, Noctuidae. The record is from RefSeq and is a predicted model, not a curated record. The coding region runs from base 1 to 2163 and encodes 720 amino acids. The transcript has a single exon.
AUGGAGCAAAUGUACCUGAUCGAGAUAUUCAUAGACAAAGUGACAGUAUACGUAAAAGAAAACGACGAAGCCACCACUAAUAAGAAUCUUAUUAUCAGAGUAAAAUUUGGACCUAAGGUGCAGUUCAUUAUUAAAGAAGGUCAACUAGCUGUGAACGAGAAGAAAGACGACAUUAUAGAGACUGACGAAAAGACUGGCCGCAGACAAUGGUCAAGAACAGUAAGAGUUGGAAAAUCAUACCUGUUCCCUUCGUACCCAGAUACAAUAUUACAAAUAUUGAGCAAGUUUCCACUAGAAAUAGAAGUAUGGAAUGACGAUGACACUGAACAGGACAACAUAUUUGUUGGUAUUGGCAGUAUGCACUGGGAUUCACACUUUUUCCAAAUGUUGAAAGACUCCGCAAAUGCAUGCAAGAUUCAUGAACCGUUAUCGAUUAAAAGCAAGACUACCAUUUGGGCUGAAUGUUGUUGUUCCGAAGCUGGUAAUAUCGAAUUUAUUCUUAGAUUGACUGCUUUGGGGGAAAGCAUUAUUACAGAAUUCCAACAGUUGAUGAAAGAUCCAGAGGCAUUUGUAUUUAGAACUAAUAAAGCACCGAGUAUGUUUCAAUGCAAGAGAGUUGAAGGCGACGAUCCCAACUUUACAAUGGUUGGUUCAAUUUAUGAGACUACCACGUUAGAAGAUCCAGAUAUAGUAGAUCCUGCACAUAAUAAGAUAGAGGUAUGCACAGAACUGCAGAGCUGUGGAAUGACCGUUAGACAAGGGCAGUUUGUGUGUGAUCACAACGAUCAAGAUGGUGCCCCAAAGAAGAAAUAUAAAAUUGAUAAAAUUAGAAUGGGUGACAUUGUGGGUCCUUGUGGUAAUAAAAACUGUGCACUAGCGCACAAGGUGAAAAAGUAUAUUAGAAACCUGGAAACCUAUAAAGCGAAAGCUGCUAACAUCACAGAAACGAAGACUGCCGGUAGUCAAAGGAUAUGCGGGAAGUGCAUCUGUAAGGACGACCGCUGGCACAGAGAAGACUGUCCUGAGUCCUCCCAGGCUCCUCCGAUAGUUAAGUGUGAAGGCUGUGAAGGUAUGGCAUUGGCUGGUGAGACUUGUCAUGACAAAAAAGAAAAACACUUUGGUACAGGGGCCACACCUAAAUCAAGUGAUACGCAUGUCGGUUAUGUUUAUAGCCUCACCAGGUUUCCACGUAGUAAGCAGGGUAUGUAUGGGCAAGAUACAAUAGUUGAAAAUUGUUUCUCUACGCAAUUCAAUAGUUCAGUUAAUGUCAGCAAUAAAGGUACAAGACAAAAUGUAUGCCAAAAUUCGGAAGGUGGCGAGUGCAGUUGUUCUAAAUCAGGAAACAAAUCUCUCAACAAACAUCUCAGACACACGGAAACGACGUUCACUACUGGCACUAAUACUCCCUUUUUAUACAAUUUGGACAUUGGUAAGUCGUCAAUGCCGAGAUCUUCUCAAGUAACAAGCAUUGGAACGAAUUACAACACAAUGGCAUAUAAUGUGGGAACCAGUUCGGGAAACCACACAGACACUAGAGACACUAAACGUAAAAUGCAAGUUUAUAAUUGCUCAGAGACACAGGAGGAUAAAGACUGCAGAUGUAGUCCAAAAAAGUCAGCCCCUCUUUGUAAAACCAUUGAUUGCGACUGCUUAUCAGAGACACGGAAUAUACUUGCUAGGAAAACACAUAAGCCGUACUGUCCGUCUUACAAACACAAGCUUAACUGCCCCGUUACAAUGAUGCACGAGGAAGAGGAACAAAAGUUGGAAGAAGAAGAAGAACAAGCAGCGCCUCUGCCGUACGGCUUGCCUCCCAUCCAACUGGGGCCUUGUCCUAUCCUGGGCAGGCCAUGUACGGUACCAGACGGAUUUGCCAGGAUGUACAAGAACGCUCAGUUGCCGUCGCUACCGUUCAGUUACAGUGAUAAUGGCAAAGUGUGUUGUUCUAAGGAAUACGAAAGAAUAAAGAAGGCGAUUAAGGAAUAUAUGAAGGUUGAGAAAGGUAAUGACUUCCGUUGCAUUAACCAGUUUGACGUAGACACGGAGAGGCGCUGUUGUGACAAGGAACAAGUACUCCUGACUCUUAUGGGCAGGUCAUGCUGCGGUUCACAUAAGGCUGCAAUUCAGGAAAAGUAUCAAGAAGAAGAAAAGAAACAACCAUGAUCCCAUUGAUGUUUUAUUUUGUAACCUGAUUACACCUUUUUUACAGCUGA